Molecule: messenger RNA, 3290 nt
Organism: Anguilla rostrata (American eel)
Lineage: Eukaryota; Metazoa; Chordata; Actinopteri; Anguilliformes; Anguillidae
Product: extracellular calcium-sensing receptor-like
Exons: 6
Coding region: 16-2415 (799 amino acids)
Biological process (GO): G protein-coupled receptor signaling pathway
Cellular component (GO): plasma membrane
Molecular function (GO): G protein-coupled receptor activity
Source: RefSeq, a predicted model, not a curated record
AGUGAAACCACAAAAAUGAGCCUGCAAUUCACAAGGACACCAGAGCCAAUGAAAUGUGUACGAGUUUAUUUCAAAGGCUUCCAAGUGGCCCAGACCAUGAUCUUCGCCAUUGAAGAAAUAAACAACAGAACUGACCUCCUCCCAGGUGUAUCUCUUGGAUAUAAGAUAUAUGAUUCCUGUGUCUACACAAUAUUCUCUCUAAGAGCAGCCUUGGCUAUGAUGAACGGUUAUGAGGAAACACUGACUGACACAUCAUGCUCCACACCAGCUGUUGUACAGGCUAUUAUUGGGGCGUCCAUUUCGACUACAGCCAUUGCAAUCGCAGGAACUGUUGGAUUAUUUCAGAUUCCACUGAUCAGUCACUUUUCAACAUGUGCAUGUCUGAGCAAUAGAAAAAGGUUCCCCACAUUCUUCAGAACCAUUCCCAGUGACUACUACCAGAGCAGAGCACUGGCUCAGCUGGUGAAGCACUUUGGCUGGACCUGGAUAGGAGCAGUGAGAGAUGACAGUGACUAUGGGAACAAUGGGAUGGCCAUAUUUAUGAAAGCUGCUCAAGAAGAAGGAAUUUGCAUUGAGUAUUCUGAAAAAUUCCGCUUAACAGAACCAGAGAAACUACUGAAGGUUGUAGAUGUUAUCAAAAGAGGUUCUGCAAAGGUAAUUGUAGCAUUUCUUGGUGAGAAUGGAAUGAUCAAAUUAUUGGAGCAGCUGACCUUUCAGAAUAUUACUGGUCUCCAAAUGGUUGGCAGUGAAGGCUGGAUAACAGCAAACAGUCUAGCGUCACCAAGUGGUUUCAGAACACUGGGAGGAUCUAUCGGCUUUGCCGUCACAAAAGGCAAAAUAAAUGGCUUCAAAGAAUUUAUAUUAAAAAUUCACCCAUCCCAGUACCCAAAUAAUACCUUUAUUACAGAAUUUUGGGAAGCUGCGUUUCAGUGUUAUCUAAGAAAUGGAGACAACAAGCCUCACACAGUUCCAUGUACUGGAUCUGAGAGCUUGACUCAUCUGGAAAAUGCAUACACUGAUGUAUCAGAGCUGAGAACCUCCAACAAUGUCUACAAAGCAGUAUAUGCUGUUGCUCAUGCUCUACAUGACCUGCUGGCAUGUACACCCCAUCAAGGCUGUACAAACAGUGUGAAAACAGAGCCCUGGCAGGUACUUAGGGCUCUGGAAAAAGUUAAUUUCACUUUGGGAACUGGAGAGAAAGUCUCUUUUGACAGUAAUGGAGAUCCGGUAGCCAGAUAUGAGGUGGUGAACUGGCAGCUUGGUCCUGAUGGUGCAGUAAAGUUCACAGUGGUUGGCUACUAUGAUGCUUCUUUACCAUCUGGACAGCAGUUUGUGAUGAGUGCUGCUAGUAUAGUUUGGGCAGGUGGGAAAAAAGAGAAACCCAGGUCAGUGUGCAGUGAGAGCUGUUCCCCAGGGACCCGGAAGGCUGUCCAGAGAGGAAGGCCUGUCUGCUGUUAUGACUGUGUGCCCUGUGCUGAGGGAGAAAUCAGCAGCAUUACAGAUUCUAAUGACUGUAUUCAGUGUUUGGAAGAAUACUGGUCUAAUGAUAGAAGAGAUAAAUGUGUUUCAAAGGUUGUCGAAUUUCUGUCUUUUCAAGAAAUUAUGGGGAUUGUGCUUGUUCUUUUUUCCAUAUUUGGAGCAUGUGUUACGGCAUUUGUGGCUGCGCUGUUCUUUAAAAAAAAAGACACACCCAUUGUGAAAGCCAACAACUCUGAGUUGAGUUUCUUGCUGCUCUUUUCAUUGAAACUCUGUUUCCUUUGCUCUCUUACCUUCAUCGGCCGGCCCUCUGAGUGGUCCUGUAUGCUGCGCCACACUGCGUUUGGGAUCACCUUUGUCCUCUGCAUCUCUUGUGUUCUGGGGAAAACAAUAGUGGUGUUAAUGGCCUUCAGAGCUACACUUCCAGGCAGUAAUGUGAUGAAGUGGUUUGGGCCUCUGCAGCAGAGACUGAGUGUUCUUGCUUUCACUCUCAUACAGGUCCUUAUUUGUGUGCUUUGGUUAACAAUAUCCCCUCCAUUCCCCAACAAGAACAUGAAGCACUUCAAAGAAAAGAUCAUUCUAGAAUGUGAUGUAGGAUCAGCAGUGGGGUUCUGGGCUGUGCUGGGUUAUAUUGGGCUCCUCUCUAUAUUGUGCUUUGUUUUAGCUUUUCUGGCCCGUAAGUUGCCUGAUAACUUCAAUGAAGCCAAAUUCAUCACAUUCAGCAUGCUCAUAUUCUGUGCAGUCUGGAUCACCUUUAUACCAGCUUACGUCAGCUCACCUGGAAAGUUCACUGUAGCUGUGGAGAUCUUUGCAAUUUUAGCUUCUAGUUUUGGCUUGCUGUUCUGUAUAUUUCUUCCAAAAUGUUAUAUAAUAUUAUUCAGACCUGAGCAAAAUACGAGAAAGCAUAUAAUGGGUAAAAUAGAUGUGAAAUCUCAAUGAUUUCCCAAACCAAUUUGUCCCUAUGAGAAUUUGUUAGUGUACUGGACCACAGAGCCACAAACUGUGAAAUAACAAGGAAAUUAUGUCUUUCCUUACAUAAAGUUCCUAAGAUAUAUAAAGGAAAGAAAUGAUGUUGGUAAACCUCUGUUAACUUGACAAUAAACCACAAGAUGUUCACCAAGCACUCUGUGGCUUAGUUGGCUGACUGGUUUUGAACUACUCUCACAACUGGUUUAUCCUAUUGUGGCAAAUAACGUUUUUCUAUUGCAUGCAUAAUAUGAAAAUUUAUUGUUGUGAAUACUGACACAAUUAAAAUAUGUUUUUAGCUGUAUCAUUAUACAUUUCUCAAACUAGAUGCAUAAAACCUGGUCAAACAGGUCACGUAUGCAUAUAAAUCUAAAAUAAAUAAAUUGUGAUAUGAUUAAUGGGUAAAACAGAUGUUAAAUCUCAGUGAUUGCCUGCACCAUUUUAUAGCCAAGAGAACUGUGCAGGGUACUGGACUAUAGAGCCACCUGUGGAAUGAGAAUGCAAUAUGUCUUGCCUUACAUAAUGUUCACAAGAUAUAUAAAUGAAAGGAAGGAUGUUUAUUAACUCAUGUUCUCUUGAUGUAAACUCUGAAGUACUUCACAAAGCACUCCAUGGUUUAGUUGGUUGACUCAUUCUUCAAUAUAAUUACUGGUUAAUUCUAUUGUCUGUCCAAAAAAACUUUAUUUAUUGCAUUUAUAAUAUGCAGUGGUAUGAACAGUGCUUCUAACAGAAAUGAAUUGUGAUAUGUGACCAGGCCCCUGCAUCUCCAGUACCUGGUUAUAUUCAGCAAUAUGCAAGAUAGUGCUAGAAAAUCUGUACAAUGAUUUGUUAUGUUAAAAUAAAAACUA